Molecule: messenger RNA, 1215 nt
Organism: Rhinocladiella mackenziei CBS 650.93
Lineage: Eukaryota; Fungi; Ascomycota; Eurotiomycetes; Chaetothyriales; Herpotrichiellaceae
Exons: 1
Coding region: 1-1215 (404 amino acids)
Biological process (GO): base-excision repair
Molecular function (GO): catalytic activity
Source: RefSeq, a predicted model, not a curated record
AUGUCGAGGUCUACGCGGGCGGCAUCAAAUGCGGCGAGGGUCACGCGGAGUACUGCCGCUGCCACAGUUAGGAACAAGAAAGAGUCGAAACAGGAAGAACAGGAUCCUUUGAUCAAGAAAGAGCUGGAAUCACCUCAGAAGCCCUCCCGGGAACUUCGAAAGCGAACAUCGUCAAUCGCAGUCAACGACACAAAGAACAGGAAGAGGGUCAAGACUGAAGACGACAAGACUGGUCUGAUCAGUCCAUCUCCCUCUGAUGACCUCUCUACAUCCUCAACGCUUCCUGCAGAGUCGAAAUCUAAGAAAUCAACAGGGUCAGAUCUGCAGUCGAAAAAGCUGAAGUCCUAUACCCAAUUUGCAAAUCAAUCUCCAUUCCCUGACUUCCCUCACCCCACGCCCGAAGAAUGCAAACUAGCACACCGAAUCCUCGCCUCGCUGCACGGCCCACGCACACGCCCAAAAGAAGUCGUUGCAUCGACUACUCGAGCGGGAUGCGGCGACUCUCCCUCUGUCCUCGACGCUCUUGUCCGUACUAUUCUCUCACAAAACACCAGCGACGUCAACUCGACGCGAGCGAAAUUAAACAUGGACGAGGUGUAUGGUGGUAGUGAUAAAUGGGAGGCCAUCGUGGCAGGAGGCCAAACAAAAUUGCAAGAAGCGAUCAAAUGCGGUGGUCUUAGUGUGGUGAAAAGCAAAGUCAUCAUCAGCAUCCUCAAACAGGUGUAUGAAAAGUACGGGAAAUAUUCGCUAGAUCACUUGCACAGUGCGCCAAGCGAAGAGGCAAUGCGAGAGAUGCUGUCUUUCCAAGGUGUAGGCCCCAAGACUGCCAGCUGCGUGUUGCUCUUUUGUCUCCAGCGAGAGAGUUUUGCCGUCGAUACUCAUGUUUGGCGUAUCACGGGUUUACUGGGCUGGAGACCCAAACAUGCCUCGAGAGAUGAGACGCAUGCACAUUUGGACGUGAUGAUUCCAGAUGAAGAUAAAUACGGUCUUCAUAUAUUGCUAGUGACGCAUGGGAAAAGGUGUGAAGAAUGUAAAGCUGGAGGGAAGAAUUUAGGAAACUGUGAGUUGAGGAAAGCGUUUAGGCAAAGUAAGAUAUUAGGGGAAGCCGGUGAGGCUGCGAAGAAGAUGGAGAUGGAGGAGACCCUGAAAGACAUAGAAGUAGAUGAGGAGGCUGAGCAAAUCAGGAAAGUUGAAGAGGUUCUCACUCAGCGGUAA